Molecule: messenger RNA, 4591 nt
Organism: Mauremys reevesii (Reeves's turtle)
Lineage: Eukaryota; Metazoa; Chordata; Testudines; Geoemydidae
Product: hornerin-like
Exons: 4
Coding region: 148-4095 (1315 amino acids)
Biological process (GO): regulation of DNA-templated transcription
Molecular function (GO): DNA-binding transcription factor activity, RNA polymerase II-specific; RNA polymerase II cis-regulatory region sequence-specific DNA binding
Source: RefSeq, a predicted model, not a curated record
UGGCGGCGGGAGGGUCCCGUGGGGCCGGCGGUGAAGCUCCAGGUGGACCCCGCCCCGGACGGCGCUGGGGCUGCCCGGGGGUCGCCGAGCCCGGGCCCGCCGCGGAGCCUCCUGCUCACCCGGCUGCAGAGCCCACCCGGCUCAUUCAUGGCUGCGGCAGAGCCCGCUCGGGGAAGAGACUAUCAGCGAGCUGCGGAAGGAUGCUCUGUCCCCCUGCCGGACCCGGCGUCCUGGGUGGAAGGGGAGAACGUGUGGGUGCUGGAGCUGCAGCCCUACGGCGAUCCCAGUGCAGGUGACGAAGCGGUAAAGCUGGAGCCGCAGGGGCCGUUCCUGAGAAGCUCUGUGAAGGCUGUAAAGCAGGAGAUGCUGAAGCCCGGCAUAGCAGGGAUGCCGGAGCCGGAGGGACCGUUCCUGAGAAGCUCUGUGAGGGCUUUAAAGAAGGAGAUGCCCGAGCCAGGCGUAGCAGGGAUGCUGGAGCUGGAGGGACCAUUCCUGAGAAGCUCUGUGAGGGCUUUAAAGCAGGAGAUGCCUGAGCCAGGCAUAGCAGGGAUGCCAGAGCCGGAGGGGCCGUUCCUGAGAAGUGCCGUGAGGGCUUUAAAGCAGGAGAUGCCGGAGCAAGGCAUAGCAGGGAUGCUGGAGCCAGAGGGACCGUUCCUGAGAAGUGCUGUGAGAGCUUUAAAGCAGGAGAUACCAGAGCCAGGCAUAGCAGGGAUGCUGGAGCCAGAGGGGCCAUUCCUGAGAAGCACUGGAGAGAACAUUCCCUGGAUCCCGGAGCAGGGCAGAGCUGGUGGGAACCAGCACCGGGCAGAGAGGAGGAACCCUCCACGGAGGAGGCAGGGUAAGAACAGCUGCUAUGACCCCAUGCCGGGGAGGCAAGGGGGCAGCCCCCUGCGGGACAUCACUGUGCCCCAGAGCGCAGCUGCAGGGGGGCCACCCCACACGUGUGCCACCUGUGGAAAGAGUUUCAGCCGCCGCUCCAAGCUGAGCUCCCACCAGAGGAACCACACUGGAGACAAACCCCACAGCUGUGGGGACUGUGGGAAGGGCUUCCUGUGGCGCUCGGACCUGCUCCGGCACCAGCUCAUGCACACGGGGGAGCGUCCCCACCACUGCUCCCAGUGUGGCCGUGGCUUCAGCAGGGCCUCGCGGCUUCUGCAGCAUCAGAGAGUCCACAUGGAAGCCAGCCACGGAACGGAGGGCAGCCCGGUGCCGAAUGUGUUGCAGGGAGUACACGGGGAGCCUGGCAAUGGAGUGGGGCAGAGCCCGGGGCUGAGCGAGGGCCAGAGAGUCCAUGCGGAGCCUGGCCACGGAGUGGGACGGAGCCCAGGACUGAAUGUGGGGCUGGGAGUCCACUUGGAUCCCCGCCAUGAGGUGGGGCAGAGCCCGGGGCUGAGUGAGGGCCAGGGAGUCCACGUGGAGCCUGGCCACGGGGUGGGGCAGAGCCUGGGGCUGAAUGAGGGGCUGGGAGUCCACACAGAGCCGGACCACAGAGUGGAGCGGAGCCUGGGGCUGAGUGAGGGGCAGGGAGUCCAUCUGGAGCCUGGCCACGGAGUGGGGCGGAGCCUGGGGCUCAGUGAGGGGCAGGGAGUCCACGCGGAGCCUGGCCACGGAGUAGGGCGGAGCCUGGGGCGGAGUGAGGGGCAGGGAGUCCACGCGGAGCCUGGCCAUGGAGUGGGGCGGAGCCUGGGGCUCAGUGAGGGGCAGGGAGUCCACGCGGAGCCUGGCCACGGAGUGGGGCGGAGCCUGGGGCUGAAUGAGGGGCUGGGAGUCCACGUGGAGCCCGGCAAUGGAGCAGAGAGGACCUGGGCUCUGAGUACGGUGCAGAGAAGCCACGUGGAGCCUGCCCAUAGAGGGGAGGGCAAUGUGGCACAGAGCCCAACCUUGUUUGCACUGCAAGGAGUCCAUGGAGAGCCCUGUCAUGGAGCGGGGUGGAGCCCAGCGCUCACUACACUGCAGGGCAUCCAUACGGAGCCUGGCCAUGGAGUGGGGCGGAGCCUGGGGCUGCAUGAGGGGCUGGGAGUCCAUGCGGAGCCUGGCCACGGAGUGGGGCGGAGCCCGGGGCUGCAUGAGGGGAUGGGAGUCCAGGUGGAGCCUGGCCAUGGAGUAGGGCAGAGCCCGGGGCUGAGUCAGGGGCUGGGAGUCCAUGCAGACCCUGCCCAUGGAGUAGGGCGGAGCCUGGGGCGGAGUGAGGGGCAGGGAGUCCACGUGGAGCCUGGCCAUGGAGUGGGGCAGAGCCCGGGGCUGAGUGAGGGGCAGGGAGUCCAUGCGGAGCCCGGCAAUGGAGCAGAGAGGACCUGGGCUCUGACUAUGCUGCAGGGAGUCCAUGCAGAGCCCUGUCCCGGGGCAGGGUGGAGCCCAGUGCUGACUACGCUGCAGAGAAGCCACGUGGAGCCUGCCCAUGGAGGGGAGGGCAACGUGGCACAGAGCCCAACCUUGUUUGCACUUCAGGGAGUCCACGGAGAGCCCUGCCAUGGAACGGGGUGGAGCCCGGUGCUCACUACACUGCAGGGCAUCCACGCAGAGCCAGGCCACGGAGUGGGGUGGAGCCCAGUACUCACUACACUGCAGGGUGUCCACGCAGAGCCAGGCCACAGAGCAGGGUGGAGCCCUGUGCUAACUACACUGCAGGGCGUCCAUGUGGAGCCCUGCCACGGAGCAGGGUGGAGCCCAGUGCUCACUACGCUGCAGGGUGUUCACACAGAGCCAGGCCACGGACCGGGGUGGACCCCAAUGCUCACUACACUGCAGGGCGUCCACGCAGAGCCAGGCCACAGAGCAGGGUGGAGCCCCGUGCUCACUACGCUGCAAGGAGUCCACGGGGAGCCCUGUCAUGGACAAGAAUGGAGCCCAGCCCUGAGUGCAUUGCAGGGCAUCCACGGAGAGCCCAGCCACAGCCCAGAAGGGAACCCGGCGCUGAUUGCCUUGCAGAGGGUCCACGCGGAGUCCUGGCAUGGCGCAGAGGGUAAUGUGGCACAAUGCCCAACCGUGUUUGCACUGCAGAGAAUUCAUGCAGAACCCUGCUAUGGCACUGAGGGACCCGCAGCCCAGAGCCUGGAGCUGAUUGUGGUGCAGAGAGUCCAUGGGGAGCCCUGCCAUGGAGCAGAGGGGAGCUCAGCCCUGAUUACCCUGCAGGGAGUCCACGGGGAGCCCUGCCACGGCACUGAGCAGAACCCGACACUGCAUGCAGUGCAGACAGUCCACGGGGAGCCCUGCCACAGCACCGAGCAGAGCCCGGCACUGAGUGCAGUGCAGACAGUCCAUGGGAAGCCCUGCCACGGCACCGAGCAGAGCCCAGCACUGUGUGCAGUGCAGACAGUCCAUGGGGAGCCCUGCCAAGGCACCGUGCAGAGCCAGGCACUGCAUGCAGUGCAGACAGUCCAUGGGGAGCUCUGCCACGGCACCGAGCAGAGCCCGGCACUAAGUGCAGUGCAGACAGUCCACGGGGAGCCCUGCCAAGGCACUGAGCAGAGCCAGGCACUGCAUGCAGUGCAGAAAGUCCACGGGGAGCUCUGCCACAGCACCGAGCAGAGCCUGGAACUGCAUGCAGUGCAGACAGUCCACGGGGAGCCCUGCCAAGGCACCGAGCAGAGCCCAGCACUGCGUGCAGUGCAGACCGUCCAUGGGGAGCCCUGCCACGGCACCGAGCAGAGCCUGGCACCGAGUGCAGUGCAGACAGUCCACGGGGAGCCCUGCCAUGGAGUAGAGAGUCCCAUGGCCCAGAGCCUGGCACUAGCUGCGCUGCAGAGUCUCCAGGCCGGAGAGGCUCAAUGUGUCAUUGCUGAGCGAGGGGGAGGCCUGGCCGAGACCCCACCAUCCUCCGUGGCCUUGGUGCAGGAGAAUCCCUUCCAAUGUCCCGAGUGCCGAAAGUGCUUCAGCCGCAGCUCGUACCUGGUGAAGCACCAGCGGAUCCACGGGGUGGGGAAGCCCCACCAGUGCCCCCAGUGUGGCAAGUGCUUCAGCCAGCGGUCAUACCUCUGCAAGCACCGCCGGAUCCAUGCCGCAGCAGCCGGCAAACCCCACGAGUGCGUGCUGUGCGGCAAGCGCUUCAGCCUUCGGUCCUACCUCUGCAAACACCGCCGCAUCCACACAAGAUAGGGCCGGUCCCCAGGCCUGAGAGCCACAGCAGCCCUGGAACCAAGGGGACACCGCCCUGUAGCCACAGAGCCAUGGUACAAGAAGCACACAGAGUGUGUCAGCAGAACCCACGGCACAGAAGCGCUACCGGCGGAGCUGGCAGGCUCCUCUCUCUGGCAUGCGGUGGGAGAGGGAGCGCUGGGUGAGGCUGGGGGGAACAGAGGGGAGAACUUUCUGUGCCAUGUUCUAUAGUGUUUUCUGUCAAUAAACGGUUUCAAAGAGGGGGAAAUGCUCCCUUGUAAACGUGCAUCGUCUCUCUGCAGCCGUUUGGGGGCAAGGCAAGGGCCGUGGCCCUGGUAUGAGAGCAAAACAGCCUGAGCCACGUGUCCUGUGUGAGCCUCUCCACUGGGGGGGGAGGCCGGCGUGCCCACGCAGCCAUUCCUGCAGGGGGGAACGAUUCUGUCGCGGUGCAGCCCAUAACCCCUGCUGGAAUACAGCCGCUCACCCAGGGCUGGGA